AUGGCUUGGCUCUUACCCCAGAGGGGGAAGCCUUUGUGUACUCAGAUAGCUAGUAGAGAGCGCGGAGUCUCUGCCAUCGUGUACAUGAGCGGAGACAGAACUUCGCUGACGCUCGAGAGUACGAUAUGCGCCUAUGUCUUGGCUCACGAGGGUGUAUUGGAGAAAGUGGACAUACGUCUCGUGCCUCAGCAUGAGGGAAAGGAGAGUCUCGCGAACCCAAAAGCUCCGGAUGUCACUCUUUGCGAAAAUCCCCCGCGGCAAAUUUCGGAGGUUGAGCUACCAGCUAUUUUAAUCAAGGACGAGCAGCGCGUCAUAUCCGGUCUCUGCGCUGUCAUCAGAUAUCUCCUGCUGCGCCAUGAGAGGACGGAGAUAUUGGGCUUCCGCGCUGCGUGCUUGGCAUCAUGUGCUCAGGUGUCCUUGUGGACGGCUUUCUGUGAACGCGACAUGCCCUCCACUGCCAUGUCGCUGAAAAACCGAGAUACGCUCAAUAUCGACCGCUUCCCGCAUGCAUUACUAGUUUUAGAGAAUCAGUUGAGACAGCCCGUCAGAACGCACAAUGAUAAACAUCUCAGGAGACUCCUGAACGUGGAGCAUUUGAGUCACAACUUUGUAGAAGGCAAUGUAAUGACGCUGGCAGACCUGGUCCUAUUCCUCCCUGUACAUCUCAUCCUGAAAAACUUGAGGCGGCGUUUCCAUUUCGCCGAAACAAUACCGAAUGUUUUGGAAUGGCAUCGGCGUAUGCUCAGUCUCCAGAACGCCGAAGCGGAGCUCGCCGCAUUCCUGAGUUUGGACCUCGGCUGCGACGAUUAUGUCUCCGAGACAUUGAACGUAGGGGAGCUACCCUUGCCGAAGGAGUGUCUUUACUCACGCAGUAAGCUCAACGUUAAAAUGUCAAUUAAGCACAAAGACGCCUCCGCUGCCCUUGAAUCUUUGAAGCAACGAUACGAAUCGGGCUUCGAUCUCCGUUCGCGGUUCACCGGGAAUAUCGAUUGGGACAAUCUUCCUCCGCCUGUUCGACCGGAGAGCGGAUCCUUACCGGAAGAUCGCAUCCGUCGAAAAAGAGAACAGAUUAGUAACGUGAUCAAUGCGGUUUCGCACAUAGCGCAAAACGGUGAGUCGAUGACCAUCGUCGACUUCUGCUCUGGGGGAGGGCACGUGGGCAUCGCGUUGGCCUAUUUGCUCCCGAAAUGUUCAAUAUAUCUGAUCGAGAACAAAAGCGAAUCAAUGUACAAAGCUCGCGAAAGAGUGCAGCUACUCAAGCUCCAGAAUGUUUGGUUCUAUCAGUGUAACUUGGAUCAAUUUCUCGGGAAGUUUGACUUAGGAGUGGCGCUGCAUGCUUGCGGUGGAGCCACGGAUCUUGUGAUAGAGAAGUGUUUACGAGCCAAUGCGUCGAUCGUAUCCGUCCCGUGCUGCUACGGCUCCAUCGGGAACAAGAAGAGCAAUCAUUCCGCACUGAGCACCGUCCUGGAUGAGAAUGACGAUCUAUCGUACGAGGAGCUUUGUCGUCUCGCCGACCGCAACGAGAAUCCUGAAGGCGUUUUCUGUAUGGAAUGUGUCGACACCGAUCGAGCUCUCCACCUACGAGAAGCGGGAUAUGGAAUCGAGCUGACGAAACUGAUUCCGCCGUCCUGCACCCCGAAAAACAAUAUUAUCGUGGCUUCACGCACAAGGUACAAGAUCAGUGGUCGGAGCGAGGAGUGA
Galendromus occidentalis (western predatory mite) is the source of this 1701-nucleotide messenger RNA. RefSeq names its product glutathione S-transferase C-terminal domain-containing protein. Bases 1 to 1701 code for a protein of 566 amino acids. Gene Ontology annotation, cellular component: cytoplasm. NCBI's taxonomy places the organism in Eukaryota, Metazoa, Arthropoda, Arachnida, Mesostigmata, Phytoseiidae. The transcript has 5 exons. The record is from RefSeq and is a predicted model, not a curated record.